Molecule: messenger RNA, 4358 nt
Organism: Vigna unguiculata (cowpea)
Lineage: Eukaryota; Viridiplantae; Streptophyta; Magnoliopsida; Fabales; Fabaceae
Product: phosphatidylinositol deacylase
Molecular function (GO): hydrolase activity, acting on ester bonds
Source: RefSeq, a predicted model, not a curated record
UAUAUAUCCAUGAAAACUGUCGGGGUCUCUGGUGAGAAAUAGAUCCGACUUUGAAUAAGAACAUGCCGUAGGAGUUGUGGACGGAGGCGUGAACUUCACUGUGUACUCUGUCACACUCAGAUUGUGACGCGCGCUCUUCUUGUUUCUUUUGUCGUCGUAACUUGCACUAACAAACUUUAAAAUAAAUUUCUGUUGCACAUCUUCACCUUCUUACGCUCUCCUUCGUCUGUUGGGUAACCCUUCUCUCUCUGUUUCCCUCCAUCUCUCUAUAUGUAUAUAUUUGACUUCUCUUCUCUUCCGUGGUAGCGCGGCUCCACGGGAUGUGUUUCAGAUCUACUUAUCGAUAUUGGAGUUUGCUCUCUUUAUUGAUAUUUUAAUAUUGCUCUGAUUUAUGUUUGAUGCUUUGGAUUAUAUUAUGUUAUUCAAUUGUGUUUCUGUUGAAUUGUGAAUCUCCGUCUUAUUUGUCGAAAGCGAUCUAUCUAUGUUUUGAGAUUGAAGCUGUUCAAUCUAUGCUUAUGUGAAUUCUGAGUUGGAGCAGCGAUCUGAUUCAAUCGAUUGCGUGGUUUAGUUUAGGUGUUUGAUGUUGUUCUGUGUUCGGGUAGCUUGAAGUUCUAUUUCAACCAGGGCACUACUAUUGUUUGAGUUAGAGAGUUGGUUGAAGUGAAUUUUGCAGUGAUUUGAAGACUGUGGAGUAGAAGCUUCAUUUGAAAAUGCCAGGUUUUAGAGCGAAAAUUAGGAUUGGAAUUUUGAUUAUUGUGGUAGUAGGGAUUUGUCUCGCAGCUUUAUAUGGUUUGCUGAAGCCUAUUUCGAAUGGAUGUAUAAUGACCUACAUGUAUCCGACUUAUAUUCCUAUUUCAUCUUCGGAAAGCGUUUCUCCUGCCAAGUAUGGCUUGUACUUGUACCACGAGGGAUGGAAAAAGAUAGAUUUUAAGGAGCAUCUUAAGAAGCUUAGUGGUGUGCCCGUGCUUUUCAUCCCAGGCAAUGGUGGCAGCUUCAAACAGGUGCGGUCAUUGGCAGCUGAAUCUGAUAGGGCAUAUCAGAAUGGUCCCCUAGAGCGUACAUUCUACCGCGAGGCAACCCUAAGAGCUGAAGAAGGAGGUGUAGAUAUAAAUUUAUCUGGUUUUCAAUUACCCAGCCAGUAUACCAGCAGGCUGGACUGGUUUGCUGUUGAUCUUGAAGGUGAACAUUCUGCCAUGGAUGGUGCCAUUCUUGAAGAGCACACUGAAUAUGUUGUACGUGCUAUACAUAAGAUUUUGGACCAAUAUAAAGUAUCUUAUGAUACUCGAACAAGAGAAGGUGCUGUGGUUUCGGGGAGUUUGCCAAAAAGUGUGAUAUUGGUUGGUCAUUCAAUGGGAGGUUUUGUUGCUAGGGCGGCUGUUAUCCACCCUCAUCUCAGGAAAUCAGCAGUUGAAACUGUUCUUACACUUUCAACCCCACAUCAAUCACCUCCUGUGGCAUUGCAGCCAUCGUUGGGUUAUUACUUUGCACGUGUAAAUUCCAAAUGGAGAGAAGGAUACAAGGUUCAAACCACUAACACGGGGCGUUAUGUGUCUGAUCCAGUACUCUCUAAUGUUGUAGUUGUAUCUAUUUCUGGUGCCUACAACGAUUACCAGGUACGGUCAAAAUUAACAUCACUUGACAAUAUUGUGCCCCCAACCCAUGGCUUCAUGAUCAGUAGUACAGCCAUGAAAAAUGUGUGGUUGUCUAUGGAACAUCAAGCUAUUUUAUGGUGUAAUCAAUUGGUUGUCCAAGUAUCGCAUACGCUACUUAGUUUGAUAGAUUCUCGAACAGGCCAACCAUUUGCAGAUACUGAAAAGAGACUUGCAGUUUUUGCAAGAAUGCUGCGUAGUGGAAUAUCACAUUAUUUUGACUGGAUGAUGCAGUUACCCUGUUAUAAACAACCAAUAAACAUUCCUGUUCAAAAUACAAAAGAUGUUACUGGAUCUCCGCUACAUAGGCUGAUUGCUUGUCCUGCCAAUGUUCAUUGGAAUGAUGGGGGCCUUGAUAGAGACCUAUACAUUCAGAUAAAUGAGGUGACUGUAUUAGCAAUGGAUGGUCGCAGGCGGUGGUUGGACAUACAAAAAUUGGGUUUAAAUGGAAAAAGUCAUUUUGUACUUGUGACCAAUCUAGAGCCUUGUUCUGGAAUUAGGCUUCAUUUGUGGCCUGAAAAGGGGAAAUCUGCUACUACUUUACCUCUCAAUGAUAGGGUUGUUGAAGUAACAGCAAAGAUUAUGCGCAUUCCCUCAGGUCCAGCACCACGUCAGCUUGAACCUGGCAGUCAGACUGAGCAAGCUCCUCCAUCUGCUGUAUUUUGGUUGGGUCCGGAAGAUAUGCAUGGCUUCAGAUUUCUUACAAUAUCAGUUGCACCUCGUCCGAGUAUUUCAGGAAGACCCCCGCCAGCAGCAUCCAUGGCAGUUGGACAGUUCUUUAAUCCCAAGGAGGGCAGUCAAGAAUUGUCUCCAUGGUUUAUGCUUCAAUCUUCCUAUUCUCAAAAGGAUUUGGUUUUGGAGGAAGCUCAUCCGCUAGCUGUCAAAUUAUCAUUUGGCAUUAGUGUGGGGCUUCUACCUGUUACUCUGUCUUUGAAAACUGUCAGCUGUGGAAUCAGAAACUCUGGACUUCCAGAAGAGGAAGCUGGGGACAUUGAAAGUAGUAGGCUCUGCAAAUUGCGCUGUUUCCCACCUGUUGCACUUGCGUGGGAUGAUACAUCUGGUCUUCAUAUAUAUCCAAAUCUCAAUAGUGAGAUAAUUGUUGUUGAUUCCUCCCCAGCAUAUUGGAGUUCAACCCAGCAAUCUGAAAAAACCAUUGUUCUUUUGCUGGUUGACCCACAUUGUUCUUAUAAGAGUAGCAUUUCAAUUUCUGUCAGUGCUGCUGCAAGUAGGCUUCUACUAUUGUAUAGUCCAAAGAUAGUUGGUUUCUCUGUUGCUGUUGUUUUCUUUGCUCUAAUGCGGCAAGCAUAUUCAUGGGAUCUUGAUAUGAGAAUACCAUCAAUGCUGACUGCUUUGGAAUCAAAUUUGACACUAAUAUCACAUUUGUUUCCCCUAGCCAUUCUACCCAUUUUCUUUUCCUUAUUCCUUUCACUGCUGAUGUCUCAGCCACUUCCUCCAUUUGCUAGCUUCAUUGGCAUCUCUCUUAUUUGUUAUAUCUUUGCCAACGGAUUCAUAGCCAUUAUAAUUCUGAUUACUCACUUGGUAUUCUUUGUGGCUGCUGUUACACACAUCUUCAUCAAGACAAGGUGGCAAAUGUGGGAACGGAAUUUUAGCUUUUUUUCUCUUCGUUGGUUUGUUAAUCAUUCGUCUCGCUUCUUUUCUCUGAAGGUGGUUAGGGUUCUAAGAUCCAAUCCAGUACUUGUUAUGGCACUUACUGCAAUGGUCUUGGCAAGCUUGGUUCAUCCAUCUUUUGGUCUCCUCAUACUUCUCCUCUCUCACUUUCUCUGUUGUCACAAUGCAUUAUGCAGUUUCCUGACAGCAUCUUGUGGCAGCCAUGAACAAAUUACCGAAAAUUUGGAUUGUAACAGUGAAGAUUAUACGGGGUCUGAAAAGAAGAAUUUCAAAUUUGAUGGUAGUUUUAAGCGGACAUUCCCUUCAGAAGACAACUUGUCAAACAGUCCUGAUUCAUCAAGAAGUUUUGGUGACGCACAAUUAGAUUUAUUUCACCAUCGCCAUGGCUUGUUGAUAUUGCAUCUUGUUGCAACGAUGAUGUUUGCUCCAUCCGUUGUUGCUUGGUUCCAGAGACUAGCAUUGGGUGAGAGCCUUCCAUGGUUCCUGGAUGUAGUGCUUUGCAUUGGCGUCAUACUUCAUGGCAUCUGCAACUCGAAGCCCGAGUUCAAUUCCUUCUUCGUGUCCUUUGCUGGGUUCCCCAUCCGAAACGUUAGACUCUAUUUUAUGUAUCUUAUAGCUGGAUACUGGUCCUAUUUUUCUGGUCUUACUUUGGCUCCCUACAGAGUGUUUUAUGCUAUGAGUGCUGUGGGGGCCAUUUCCUUCGGUUUAAGAAUGUCGCGUAGCUGGAACGCCGAAAAGAGAGAGGUUACUUAUAGCAGCCGGAAGCAUUCUCACAGGCAUUGAAAAUUUCCACAACUUUCUUAGAACCAGACAGUGGAGUGCCACGUGUAUUUUUUGUAAAAUGUGUAAUUGUUUCGAUGAUUGUUAAAGUAGGUCAUUGCUGUUAGAACUGUUGUAACAUUUAGAUGGAUAGUUUUAGCGUCUUUUCCAUGUGCCGAGGCUGGUUUUGCGGCUGUUGUAUCAUUGUUUCACGAGGAUAUUUUGCAAUUUUGUCUGAAUGUGAGGAAUCUAAAGUGUUUCAUUCUAUUUUAGUGAACUUGUGUCCUAAUCUUACAAGAAGAUAAACACAUUGAAGUUGAA